AUGCUCUACUACAGUAUCGUAUGUUUGCAAACGUGUCGUGCGAUCGAGGCAAACGAGCGGUUGGUGGCUGAUCGUCAUCUCGAAAUUGAGCAGAAUUUGAGUCCACCCGAUGAUGAUGAUGAUGAUGAUGAAGAAGGAAGUGAGGAUGAUGAGUACCAGCAUCUGCAGGAACAUCGUCCAGAAAAUGCAGCCACGUCGUCGGCCUCAUCGCCUUCGCCGCCAAUACCAUCACCAUCAUUAUCAUCUACAGCUGCAGGAGCG
Gongylonema pulchrum is the source of this 261-nucleotide messenger RNA. The record is from the annotation of a GenBank genome assembly. Lineage: Eukaryota; Metazoa; Nematoda; Chromadorea; Rhabditida; Gongylonematidae.